AUGGCACCCAAAAGUUCGCCCAACUCGACGUUCCAAAAUCGUGAAAAACCGCAAGAAGUUCGCAAGGCCAACAUCAUUGCCGCACGCGCGGUAGCAGACGCAAUUCGCACGUCUUUGGGACCCAAAGGCAUGGAUAAAAUGAUUAAGACAUCCCGCGGAGAGGUGAUUAUCUCCAACGAUGGCCACACCAUCCUGAAACAAAUGGCCAUCUUGCAUCCUGUGGCGAAAAUGCUGGUGGAAGUUUCGGCUGCUCAGGACACAGAGGCAGGCGACGGUACGACUUCGGUGGUGAUUCUGACCGGUGCAUUGCUGGGGGCCGCCGAAAAACUGCUCAGCAAGGGUGUUCACCCAACAAUCAUUGCAGAAUCGUUCCAGACAGCCGCCAAAAGAUGCGUGGAGAUUUUGCUGGAGAUGUCCCAAAAGAUCUCGCUUUCGGACAAACAAGCAUUGGUUCGUGCAGCAGCGACAUCCCUAAGCUCGAAGAUCGUGUCACAGCAUUCGUCUUUCCUGGCACCACUUGCAGUGGACUGUGUGUUGAGUAUCACCAAUGAUGCAAGCACUAACGUCGAUUUAUCCGAUAUACGUUUGAUCAAAAAGGUUGGAGGCACCAUAGACGACACAGAGAUGGUCGACGGUGUGGUGCUCACUCAAAACGUGGUGAAAACUGCCGGCGGUCCCACCAGAAUCGAGAAAGCCCGCAUAGGUCUUGUGCAAUUCCAAAUCUCUCCUCCUAAACCAGACACCGAAAACAACAUCGUGGUCAACGACUAUAGACAGAUGGAUAAGAUCCUAAAAGAAGAACGUGCAUACCUGUUAAACAUUUGCAAAAAGAUUAAAAAGGCCAAGUGUAACGUCUUACUGAUUCAGAAAUCCAUUUUGAGAGAUGCCGUCAACGAUCUCGCCCUUCAUUUCCUAUCCAAAUUGGGAAUUUUGGUCAUCAAAGAUGUGGAAAGAGACGAAAUAGAAUUUUUGUCAAAGAGUCUAAACUGCAAGCCUAUUUCGGACCCAGAAUUUUUCAGCGAGGACCGUCUUGGCUCAGCUGACCUUGUGGAGGAAAUCGACAGCGAUGGGUCGAAGAUCGUAAAAAUCACGGGCGUCAAAUCUACUACUACUAGUCCAACAGUGUCCGUAGUUAUUCGUGGUGCUAACAAUGUUAUAUUGGAUGAAACCGAGAGAUCUCUGCACGAUGCAUUGUGCGUGAUUCGCUGUUUGGUCAAGGAAAGAGCAUUGAUUGCAGGUGGUGGUGCGCCCGAAAUUGAGGCAUCGCGUACUUUAACAAGAGAGGCAAGAGCUCUCCAAGGCGUGGAAGCCUUCGUGUGGCAAGAAUUUGCCUCUGCACUUGAAGUCAUUCCCACAACGCUGGCUGAAAAUGCCGGUCUCCACAGCAUCAAAGUUGUUACUGAACUCCGCACGCUGCAUGAAAACGGUGAAAAAAAUGCCGGCAUUUCCAUUCGCAGAUCGGGCACUACGAACACUUUUGACGAGCAUGUCUUACAACCGGUUCUGGUAAGCACAAGUGCAAUCACUUUGGCAUCGGAAUGUGUCAAAUCUAUACUAAGAAUCGACGACAUUACCUUCAGCCGUUGA
Molecule: messenger RNA, 1587 nt
Organism: Lachancea lanzarotensis
Lineage: Eukaryota; Fungi; Ascomycota; Saccharomycetes; Saccharomycetales; Saccharomycetaceae
Gene: CCT4
Product: LALA0S05e08130g1_1
Exons: 1
Coding region: 1-1587 (528 amino acids)
Biological process (GO): protein folding
Cellular component (GO): chaperonin-containing T-complex
Molecular function (GO): ATP hydrolysis activity; ATP-dependent protein folding chaperone; ATP binding
Source: RefSeq, a predicted model, not a curated record